AUGGACCCUUCGCAGGAGGCUUCCAGCAAUGUGACCGUUGAAUAUACGGAUCCAUCAGGUCUCUUCCCUCUAAUCCAACCUCUUAUUGAAUCGAAACUUCCCCUGAAGAACCUCCACUGGAAAUCACCAACGCGCCCCGUUCGCUCGAUCGAAUCCCUGCGCAUCGGAUUUGUUGAAGCUCAAGCAGAAGAUGUCGAGCCUAAAACCUCUAGCGAUGGGACUAGUGCUGUUACGCAUAGACGGCAUCAGAUCCCUGGCUUGCGGCAAACUCCAUACCUGAAAGUCUACCUCCUGCGCUGCGACGAUAACGAUACAUACAAGGCCACGGCGCGGAAAACACUACGUGAAUGGAUCAAGGCUCAGGGAGCAUCAAGUACAUCUCAGUCAACUGGAAGUAGCCAAGAAAAGCAUGACGCUUUUGAAUGGCUCAUUCUACAUGUUGAACAGGAUGGCGAGGGUGCGGAGAAGACGCCCGCGUCUACCUCGAAAUGGGGGCGUGGCACUACCUCGGUUUUAGAGAAGGUCAAGGCGGAUUUCAAUGGAUCCUCAAAGACUUCUGUGGAUCGUGUGGCACAGCUACGACUGCCUAAGCAAGGAACCACAAAGUCUCCUGAACUGGCUGAGCAGCUGGAAGACUUGAUCGAUAAGGUAAAAAACAGCAUCCUGGCUUCUUUCGACCUGCGCGUGGCCCAGUACGAAGAAGAUAUCAAAGAGAGAGAUUCUCAGCGCAGUCUUCCAGGGUGGAACUUUUGUACCUUUUUCAUACUUAAAGAAGGCCUCGCGCGAGGAUUUGAAAAUGUCGGUCUCUUCGAAGACGCACUUGUUGGGUAUGAUGAACUUUCUGUUGGUUUGGAUGCCGCGAUCCGAGAUCAAGUACGAGGUAACAGUGGUCAUCAUGGUGCCGAGCUUUUGACUUCCAGCAAGAUGUUGAUAGACGAUGCCAAAAAAGCAUUGGAGGCCGGACCUUUGGAAAUCCAGCCAGAGGAUUUCCCUCUGAUCGCCACCAAAAUGCCAUACCGUGAAAUGAUUCUGGGCAACAACAUUUCAAUCUUCAACUUCCGCACGUAUAUUUUCUCUCGGCAGCUCACCUUGCUUCUCCGAGCGGCAAGAGCUCCAUCCGUUGUUAAUCGAGAGGAGACGACCACGCGCGGUAAAAAGCCAGAAGAUCUGAUCUUACUUUCCGAGAUUUGCGAUCGGUCUACAGAAUUCAUCAGCUUAGCCGCGCGUACCCUUCGCUAUGACUUAGAAGUCGGGCUGAAGGAGGUGGAGAAUGAUGGCAAAGCAGAUUUCAUCAAUAAUACCGUGUCUUCUUGGGCGUAUUCGGCAGCGUUGCAAAUUCUCGACCAAACUUUCACGCCUACUCUCACAAUUCCUGAAUCCUCCCUUCAUGCAGUCGCGCACGUUACUGAGGCCUCUGCGCCCGGUGUGCCACCUACACAAAGUCACCCUCAAGCUUCUCGUCGGGCGAAUUCAUUGGUAUCUGGUGGUGUUGGUCGCAUGUCUGAUCUAGGCUCGCUUCAACGCCGUUUAACCCUAGAAAAUCCAAAGCAGCCUCCUGUUAUCACUCAGAAGACCGGCUCAGAGCAACUAGCAUCUGGGAGAGGUGAACUUCUUUUGCUAGCCCGGAGAUCCCUCGAGGAAAUUUCGAGACGACGGGGCUGGUCUGAGAAAUGGACAGACCUUGGUCUUCUCUUCGAUGAUUCUCACCGUUCGGGAGCUGGUGAUCUGUCAGAAGUCUCUUUGGACGAUGGAAGUGAAUCAAAGCCACAGGAGGAUGUGAAGAAAAAGCAGUGCUCAUUGGUUGGUGUUGAUCUUCACCCGUUAAAGUCAGCCUUGAAAUCCAGAGAAUCAUUCUUGUCGUACUAUGAAGAGCUUACAGACAAAAUUAUUUGUCAUAAUAUGGCAGCCAGUCGCACCAACUCUACGGAACUCGCACUAGCGGAUAUUGCUAUAUUGAGAUUCCGACAAGCUGAUUAUGAGACAGCUGCUUCCUACUUCCACCAGAUGGCUCCAUUCUAUGGAAGUAAGCUUUGGGUAGUUCUUGAGGGGAGCAUGCUUGAGCUUUAUGCGCGAUGCUUGAAGGCCCUUAAGCGUAAUGAAGACUAUGUUCGCAUGAUGUUACGACUACUGUCCAAGUUUGCUACAUACUCUCAGUCUCAGUUAUCUGACCGACAGAGAGUGUUGCCUAAGCCAACUUCCGUAUUAGAUCAAGAACAGCUUUCUGGGUAUGUUUCUGAUCUAUUUGAGGGACUCGGAGCUCUACAAAAGGAUGUUCCAACCUCCUUGGUUGAUUUCUUCGCCGACCUACACAUUGACCCAGCGAUUCAACUAUAUGACAACAAAGACGGGUUUCAGAUCCAGAUGACAUUGCGCUUCUUGUUGGGUCCACAAAUCAAAAUUGACUCGAUCAAAGUCAGGCUUGUCAGUGCGAGCUCGAGUCAAAAUUCCGAGCAUUGGAUUGAAGGGUCGACCGAUUUUACUAUCAAGUCAUCCAAGACGAAAAUUCUCAUCGAUUCUCCGACUACACUCCAGGGCAAAUACAUUGUGGAUCGCCUGGAAAUGAAAUCUGGGAAUCUUGUCUUCUCAUUUAACAGUAGUCAACAUUCCCUUCUUCCAGAAGCGAACGAUGCAAGUGAUGCCGAUCGCCGACCAUACAUUUACUGUUACCCCCCUUCAGAUGGCCUGCAGGCCAAGGUUGUUUCUCCACACCUUAUCAAUCUGGAGGCCAUGCGCACGCUUGAGCUGGAACUCAGUAGUGGGCGCAAUGAAAUCAAGAGCGGUUCCAUCCGUGUGAGACCGGCGACAGCAGGACUUCGCCUCCGAAUUUCAGAAGCAGAGAUUGUAGAGGGCGAGCUGGAUGUCGCUGCUCACCAUGACUCUGGGAACAUUGAGUUCACACACCUUCCAGCUCGAUCAUUCGUACGAUUGCGUAUCCCCUACACGGUGGAAGAGGCCUUCACUACGCUCUCUGCACGGACAGAGGUUAGCUAUGAGACUGAACAGGGCCGAUUUGCCUUUACGGCCGUGCAUAAUGUUGUUGCCACUCUUCCUAUAUCAGUCAAUGUGCAGGACAUCUUCAAGGAUGAAAUUCUAUUCUCCCGUUUCACCGUCAGCCCUGCUAUGCAGCUCCCUCUCCGGAUCACGAAAUGCAGUCUGCCCAGCUCGGAAGCCUAUGACGUGCAGUCCAGUAUCACGGGCCCCGUUGCUCUGGAUGUCUUUCCUAAACAGCCCGCUUCUCUGCUUUACAAGAUUCGUCCGCUAGGGGAUGGGGCCCACUCUACCCCAGCGGGGAAACGCAGUCUUCGCCUGCGCGUUGACUUUACAUGUGUGGAUGAUGAAUGUCUCCAUGCAAUUGAGAAACUAUUCGUCACUGCCAUUGAAUCUAGUCCAUACAGCCAAUAUGCAUCGCUCCUUACAUCACAUGUUAUCGGUAGUUUCCGCGCUCAGCUAUCUAUCGCUGACAUGGAAUCUAUUGGUCUCGUACGAGAAUUGCAGAUGCUGCCGUACCAAACAGUCUGGUGGGACGAAUUGUUGGGUGGACUUAAGGAACGUACCGAAGAUGUGCGGGAAUGGUUGAUGGCGUGGCACGAGAAAACUCCUAUCAUUCGACUUCCAUCGCAACCCACCAUCCCCACACGCAGCAUUAUCAUUCCUGUUGAAAUCCCUGAGAUCCAAGUGGUGCAUACAGCGGAGCUGCACCUCAAGCCCGGACUCGAUGUAUCUGCAGACGGUUCCUCCCACGCGGCCGUGGGGCAGAUGAUCCCAGCUGAGCUGACCCUCCGCCACACGCGCCGGUGGUGUCCCCCAGCAAACCAGGAGCAUGCUGGCCAGCCACUGGAAUGCUCCUACGAGCUGCACGCGAGCCCCGAGAUGUGGUUGCUUGGUGGUCGCCGUCGCGGUAAUUUCCUGGCACGCGAUGGGGAGGUGACAAAGUUCACAGUUCUUCUUUUACCCCAGAAACCCGGCCAUCUCCUUCUCCCCGGACUGGAAAUUCGCACGUUUGCUCCCGCGCAUCUCGUGCCUCCCCCGUCACCAGCCAAGGCGGAUUCCACUGGACCCCCACCGGCACCUCUUCAGCGACACCCGAUUCCAUGUGAGGUGGAUUACCGGAACCAUGGGGAGACUGUUCUAGUAUUGCCUGAUCUCCGUAAAACCACGGUCAGCCUUAGCACCUCGGGCAGUCCAGGUGGGAUAUCGUGGCUUGUGGACUCAGAGCGACGAGCGGAAGUGCACUGA
Messenger RNA from Penicillium malachiteum, 4236 nucleotides. RefSeq names its product putative TMEM1 family protein. The record is from RefSeq and is a predicted model, not a curated record. Lineage: Eukaryota; Fungi; Ascomycota; Eurotiomycetes; Eurotiales; Aspergillaceae. The coding region runs from base 1 to 4236 and encodes 1411 amino acids. Gene Ontology annotation, biological process: intra-Golgi vesicle-mediated transport; early endosome to Golgi transport. Gene Ontology annotation, cellular component: TRAPPII protein complex. The transcript is spliced from 5 exons.